UCAAAAAAGAAGGUAGAACUCAAAUGGGGCAAACGAUUCCAAAUCAUUGAGGGAAUUGCAAGGGGGCUCCUCUACCUCCAUCGAGAUUCUUGCCUUAGGGUCAUACACCGUGACUUAAAAGUGAGCAAUAUUCUCUUGGAUGAAAAGAUGAACCCAAAAAUUUCAGAUUUUGGGCUGGCACGAAUGUUCGAGGGCACUCAAAUUUUGGUGAACACUCACAAAAUUGUUGGAACCUUUGGUUAUAUGUCUCCUGAGUACGCUAUGGGCGGAAUAUUUUCCGAGAGGUCCGAUGUCUAUAGCUUCGGAGUGUUGCUACUGGAGAUUGUUAGUGGCAGAAAGAACUCAGCCCUGUAUGAUCAAGGAUAUCUCAAUCUCCUUUCCUACGCAUGGCAAUUAUGGAGUGAAGGCAAAGCAUUGGACCUACUGGAUGAAGCAAUUGCUGUUAGCUUUCCAUUGGAGGUAAUAAGAUGCAUCCACAUUGGGCUUCUCUGUGUCCAGGACCAUGCUAUGGAUAGACCAAACAUGACGAAUGUGGUUCUAAUGCUAAGCGGUGAAUCAGAUCUUCCUCAGCCGAGACAACCUAUAUUCACUUUCCAAACUGAAAUGCCAAAUCAUGCUAUUCCACCGCAACAACAAAGCAUUUGGUCUGUUAACAUUGUCACUAAUACAAUGGUCGAAGGAAGAUGAUGGCUAUGUUUUUUCAUUUUUAUUUUCCUUCAUUUGCAGCUGAUUUUGUUGUUAUUUUCCAAGAUAUUAGCCUACGUUUGGUCGUUCGGAUUUCUAAUCGGAAUAGGACUGCAUAGAAUAUGAUAUGAAAUCUAAGGGUUUUAUUAUAUCCUAUCAACUGUAUGAUGAUUACGGUAAUAAAGUCAGAUAAUUCAUAUUAUAUCA
This is a messenger RNA of Eucalyptus grandis, 891 nucleotides long. Its product is annotated as G-type lectin S-receptor-like serine/threonine-protein kinase SD1-13. The transcript is spliced from 3 exons. The record is from RefSeq and is a predicted model, not a curated record. The coding region runs from base 148 to 687 and encodes 179 amino acids. Gene Ontology annotation, biological process: protein phosphorylation. NCBI's taxonomy places the organism in Eukaryota, Viridiplantae, Streptophyta, Magnoliopsida, Myrtales, Myrtaceae. Gene Ontology annotation, molecular function: ATP binding; protein serine/threonine kinase activity.